Centrocercus urophasianus (Greater sage-grouse) is the source of this 1287-nucleotide messenger RNA. It is a transcript of the gene AIRE, whose product is annotated as autoimmune regulator. Gene Ontology annotation, molecular function: DNA-binding transcription factor activity, RNA polymerase II-specific; translation regulator activity; DNA binding. Gene Ontology annotation, biological process: regulation of transcription by RNA polymerase II; humoral immune response. The annotation marks the transcript as partial. Gene Ontology annotation, cellular component: cytoplasm; nucleus. NCBI's taxonomy places the organism in Eukaryota, Metazoa, Chordata, Aves, Galliformes, Phasianidae. The record is from RefSeq and is a predicted model, not a curated record. The transcript has 10 exons.
AUGGCCGGGCUGGGGCUGGACAGAGACCUGAGGCACCUGCUGAAACUGCACCGCACCGAGAUCGCCAUGGCGGUGGAUGAUGUUUUCCCGCUGCUGCACGGCCUUGCCGACCACGACAUCGUCCCUGAGCACAUCUUCAAGGAGACGCUGAGCCAGACAGAGCGAGAGGGCUCCCACCGCGCGUUCCACGCACUGCUCACCUGGCUGCUGGGCCGCGAUGCCGCUGCCGUCCGCGACUUCUGGGCUGUCCUCUUCAAGGACUACAACCUGGAGCGCUACACCCGGCUCCGGCCCCUCCACAGCGCCUUCCCCGCAGAGGUGGACCUCGGGCAGCAGUGCAGCAGCAGGUGCCCGUCCCCCAGCUCCAUGGGACCGACCCCACACAGACCCCAAGGCAAGAGAAAAGCUGAGGAGCGGGAUGGGGCCCGGGUGGCACAACCCUCACCAAGGCACACCACCAGCCCUGGGCUCCUGGCGAAGGCAAAGACUGUGAAGAAGCCAGACAGCGCGGAUACUGCACGCACACCCCGUACCAGCGGCAGUGCCAAGGCGAGCAGCAGAGCCAGGGAUGAGCUCUGUGUACCAGCUGCUGCAAAUGGGUCCCCAAAGAACCUUGUUUCACAGAGCGGGGAGAUGUGUGUGACCGCCCAGGGCCACCUGCCAGCAGUACCUGCGCAGAGCCGGGACCCAGCACCCUACCAGGACAACGAGGAUGAGUGUGCCGUGUGCGGGGACGGCGGAGAGCUCAUCUGCUGCGACGGCUGUCCCAGGGCCUUCCACCUCCCGUGCCUGGUGCCCCCACUGCCUCGUGUCCCGAGUGGGACGUGGCAGUGCAGCUCAUGUGUGGCCGAGCUGGGCCGGCUGCGGGAGGCAGAUGCGGCUGCGGAGCAGCUCCCUGCGAUCCCAGAGAAGGAGGAGCACGGUGCCCAGACGGGAGGAAGCCGCGGGAGCACCUGCAGCCGCUGUUUCUCCAGGAUCUCCGCACCCCAACGCUGCCCUACGCGUGACGGAGACCCCGGAGGACUGUGGCUUUGCGGCUCCUGUGUGGGCACCCCAGAAAUAGGCAGCCGGGAGAGCACCGCAGCUGCUGCUAACCACGUGCUUCAGGCAGCAAAGGAGGAAGCGCACAGCCCAGGCGCUGCGGCCACAGCCUGCGGGCCGUAAAGGAGCGGAACGAGCGCAUGAGCGCAGGUGGGGGUGACACAUCUCCUCCCACAGCUGGAGAACGGCUCAGCGAGCACCGAGCCCACGUCCAGCAGGGAAGAGCUCGAUGCCCUGCUGAGUGAG